AAGGUCAACCGACUGAGCCACCCAGGCGCCUCAGGACUGUGCUUUUUAAAAACGAAACAAAAAAGCCACCUUAACUUCAGCCAGAAUGGCCAAAACCAGCCAGCGAGUCCGGCAGGCCUGCUCGCCUGGGGUGGGAGCCAUCGCUUUCCAAGUCCAUAGGUAACUUUUCCCCUCACGACAGACAGCAGCCCAGCUGCUGGUUCCAGCCAGGACGCCUGCAGUAGCCAGCCAGGCGCCACACAUUCGCCAUCCCCCCUCCACGUGCCCUUCCUUUGCCCAUCAGCGCCCUUGCCACAUUUCCCCGCUCGUGCGGAUCGGCAGGUGUGGCUUCUGGGUUCUCUGACCGUAUCGCUAGCGGACGCCCCGACCGGCGUGAACUACUCAGCCUCACUGCACCCCGUGGAGCGGAAAGCGUUUCUUCCAUUUUCCUUCCAUUGAGCAGAUGAGGAGGCCACGUCCUGGAAAGUCAGUAAUACACGUCCGAUCCCACAAGCUACCUCUUUCUAGAAUAAGCAGGGGGAGAUUCUCAAGUGGGAAUGUCGCGCUCACAGAUCCAAAAGUUGGACUCACCAGUUCAGUAGGAAACGGGCCAUGUGUUCCCGAGAGAUCUGAGUCCUAGCAGAAUCUGACCUCCGGGCUUCGCUCCCUGCUCCCUGUGGAUCUCCUGUUGGCCACGGCCUUCGGCCCUCUUGUAAAAAGGUGGGGGGGGCGGCCUUUCUUGAGCAGAAUCGAUGUGAUAUUUUAGGAGUUAGUGACCUUCGAGGAUGUGGCCGUGGCCUUCUCCCGGGAGGAGUGGGCCUUGCUGGACCUUGCUCAGAAGAGGCUGUACAGAGAGGUGAUGCUGGAGACCUACAGGAACCUGGCCGCACUGGAAACCUUGAAGACCCGAAGUGCUGGUGCAGGCAUUGAGUUUGGUGUGCUGUCCGCAGCCCAAGCCUCUCAGGCCGCCGGUCCUUCCCCGUGGGUGGGGGGUUCGCUCUUUCUACCAGUGGUGCCUUUCCAGCUGGAGCAAGGAGCAGCUGUGUGGAUGGGGGGGGAAGGAACUCCCCAGACCUCCUGUUCAGAUUUGGCUGCUAUACUGAAAAGCCAAGAGUCAUCUUGUAAGAAGGUGGUUUGGGGGGAAGAACCACCCAGUGGUAUAGUAAAGCUUCCCAAAGGAGACUGGGGCUGUGGUCAACUUGAGGAGAAUCGCGAAGUCCUGCACAGGCUUUGGAGGCAGCUGGCGUACCCCCAGGCGGAGGUGUUUGCUCCAAGGGAGACCACUGCCUGGCAUGAGUUUGGGGAAGCCUGUAGUAUGAGCUCAGACCUUGCUUUGUCUCCAGGAGGUUCUGUAGAAGAACAUUCCCACGACUGUGGUCUAGAUAUUGAGAGUUUGGUAGCUAAUCCAUUCUUAAACCAUCAUCAGAUGGCAUAUACAGAUCAGAGACCCUGUGAAGGGAGCGAAUGUGGAAAAGACGGCCACAAUAGUGCCUUCAGUCAACACAACAGAGCCGCCGAAAGCGGGGAAUCAUUUCCUCGCGGUAUGGCUCUCACAACACACAACACAGUGAAUACAGCGGGGAAACCCUUUGAGUGUCACCACUGCGGGAAAGUGUUUAACCGGAGGCAUUCCCUGAGCGAACAUCAGAGAAUCCAUACAGGAGAGAGACCAUAUGAAUGUCAGGAAUGUGGGCGAGCCUUUACGCACAGCUCAACCCUCACACGACACUUGAGAACUCAUACUGGAGAGAAACCCUAUGCGUGCGGCGAGUGUGGGAAAGCCUUCAACAGGAUUUCGUCUCUCACCCAACACCAGAGGAUUCACACAGGGGAAAAGCCCUACAAAUGCAAAGACUGCGGAAAGUCCUUCUGCCAGAGUUCUUACCUGGUCUUGCACAAGAGAACGCAUACGGGCGAGAAGCCCUAUGAAUGUAACGAGUGUGGAAAGGCCUUCAGUGAUCGUUCCUCGCUUAACCAACACGAGCGGACUCACACCGGUGAGAACCCCUAUGAAUGUAAUCAGUGUGGAAGAGCCUUCAGUCAGAGGUCUUCCCUCGUUAGGCACGAGAGGACUCACACCGGAGAGAAACCGUACGGCUGUAGCGAAUGUGGGAAAGCGUUCAGCCAGAGCUCGUCCCUUAUCACACAUCAGAAAACUCACACCAGUCAGAAAACCUAUAAAAUAAUUGAUUGUGGGAAAGCUUUCUAUCAGAGCAGCAACCUCAUUGGGUCACUGUCCAAUCAAGGGCACCAGAGGCGGGUCUCGGAAAAGUAUCCAGUCAGGAGCCCUGGGAGAAGGAGGACCCCGAGCACCAUCCAAUCAGGGCGCGGGGGCCCGGAACACCGUCCAAUCAGGCGCGGGGGCGGGCGCGCUUGCGGCCGCGUGGACGUGGCUCCGGGCAGGUCCCGGGGGCUCCUGCGCACCUGCCCGCGCGGACCCAGGUGUCCUCCUCUCACCUGCCCGGCCCUCGGGCCCGCGGGGAAGACGUCUUCCCCGGAGAGCUCGGAGCCGAGACCCGACAUGGACUCAGUGGUCUUUGAGGAUGUGGCUGUGGACUUCACCCUGGAGGAGUGGGCUUUGCUGGAUUCUGCUCAGAGGAAGCUCUACAGAGAUGUGAUGCUGGAAAACUUGAAAAACCUGGCCGCAGUGGAUGAUGAGACUCAAUUGAAGGCCAAUGGGUCUGUUUCUCAGCAGGAUGCUUAUGGGAAUAAAAUAUCCAAGGGAAACAAAUUGGCAAAGUUCACCAGAAAUGAAUCCUGGGCCUCCAUUUUAGGGAAAAUUUGGGAAGAACUCAGCACGGAAGAUCAGCCCACAAACCAGGGGAGACAUCUGAGAAAUCCUGUGGUAGAGAGACUCUCUGAAGGUAAUGGUCAGUGCAGGGAAGGCUCCAGUCAGAUUCCAAAUCUUAAUCUGUGUGAGAAAACUCUUUGCGGAGUUAAAGAGGAUGAAUGCAGUGAGUAUGAGAAAGUCUUCGGGCGUCCCUCCCUCGAGAGUCACAUCGCCAUGCACGCUGGACACAAAGCGUAUCGGUGUCAGGAGUGUGGGCGGGCCUAUAGCUGUCGUGCACACCUAAGAAUCCAUGGGAGAACCCACAACAGAGAGAGAACCUACGCGUGUAAAUUAUGUGGAAAAACCUUUCCUCGUACCUCUUCCCUCAACCGGCACGUAAGGAUUCACACUGCUGAGAAAACCUAUGAGUGUCAGCAGUGUGGGAAAGCCUUCAUUGAUUUCUCAAGUCUCACUAGUCAUGUGAGAACUCACACUGGAGAGAAGCCAUAUAAGUGCAAGGAAUGUGGGAAAGCCUUCAGUUAUUCCUCAACUUUCCGGAGACACAUGAUAACGCACACUGGAGAGAAGCCCUAUAAAUGUAAGGAAUGUGGGGAAGCCUUCAGCUACUCCUCAACUUUUCGGAGGCAUAUGAUCUCACACACAGGGGAGACACCACAUAAAUGCAAGGAAUGCGGAGAAGCCUUCAGCUACUCCUCAGCUUUUCGCAGGCACAUGAUCUCACACACUGGAGAGAAGCCCUACGAAUGUAAACAGUGUGGGAAAACCUUUAUUUACCUGCAGUCUUUCCGGAGACACGAAAGGAUUCACACUGGAGAGAAACCCUACGAAUGCAAACAAUGCGGGAAAACCUUCAUUUAUCCCCAGUCCUUUCGAAGACACGAAAGGACUCAUGGUGGACAGAAGCCCUAUGAGUGCAGCCAGUGUGGGAAAGCCUUCAGCCAUCCCUCGUCCUUUCGAGGGCAUAUGAGAGUGCACACUGGGGAGAAACCUUAUGAAUGUAGUCAGUGUGGCAAAACUUUCAACUGGCCCAUCUCCUUACGAAGACAUAUGAGGACACACACCAGAGAGAAACCCUACGAGUGCAAACAGUGUGGGAAAGCCUUCAAUUUGUCUGCUUGCUUUCGAGAACAUGUGUGGAUGCAUCCAGGAGACAAGUCCUAUCAAUGCAAGCUAUGUGGGAAAGCGUUCUAUUGCCACAUAUCCUUACAGAAACACAUGAGAAGGCACACCGCAGAGAAACUCUAUGAAUGCAAGCAGUGCGGGAAAGCUUUCAGUUGGCCUGAACUCCUGCAGCAGCACGUGAGAACACAUACCGCGGAGAAGCCCUAUGAAUGUAAGGAAUGCGGGAAGGUCUUCAAAUGGCCGUCAUCCUUGCCGAUACAUAUGAGAGUGCACACUGGAGAGAAACCCUAUGAAUGUAAGGAGUGUGGGAAGGCCUUUAGUUGUUCCUCAUCCUUAAGAAGACAUGUAAGGAUACACACUACCGAGAGACACUACUUAUGCACUGCGGGAAAUUCUGCAGAUGAAUUCAUGCCCCGUGCUUCAGAAAAUCCACACCAGGAGAGAAAUCUGAUAAAAGUUGUAAAUAUGGUACUGCCUGUGUGAGAACCCCAUCAAAGUGGACCCAUGGGGUGUGCAUUUGUAGUUCUUUUACAGAUAAAAACUUGGGUGCAGAAUAGGUCUCCAAGUACUCUUAGCUUUCAUAUGAAAGUUUGCAAAAUACUAUGUUUUCCCCUACAUUUCAGUAAAUAAACCUAUCUUUACAGUUUGUUGGACUCCUGGUG
Messenger RNA from Panthera uncia (snow leopard), 4554 nucleotides. Its product is annotated as zinc finger protein 555-like. The record is from RefSeq and is a predicted model, not a curated record. Gene Ontology annotation, biological process: regulation of transcription by RNA polymerase II. The coding region runs from base 839 to 4375 and encodes 1178 amino acids. Gene Ontology annotation, molecular function: RNA polymerase II transcription regulatory region sequence-specific DNA binding; DNA-binding transcription factor activity, RNA polymerase II-specific. Gene Ontology annotation, cellular component: nucleus. Lineage: Eukaryota; Metazoa; Chordata; Mammalia; Carnivora; Felidae. The transcript has 7 exons.